Hyaloperonospora brassicae is the source of this 654-nucleotide messenger RNA. The record is from the annotation of a GenBank genome assembly. NCBI's taxonomy places the organism in Eukaryota, Oomycota, Peronosporomycetes, Peronosporales, Peronosporaceae.
AUGCACGGAACCACGAGCUACGCGAAGCUGCCGGGCGCAGCGGUGCCGCACAUUGGGUGCAAAGAGUACCUCAUGACCGUGGCCAGUCGUCUGUACUUUUCAAGCUUCUACCGAGUGGUGUACUGCUCGAUGAUCGCCUCGAGCCUCGUGUGCGUCGUCUGGACUGGCUUGAACGAGUGGAAAAUCCCGUCGUCGGUGGUGUUUAUUUCGCUCGAGAUCAUUGUCAGUACGUUGCUGGUGUGCGAAGUGCUGCUCCGGAUGAUGGCGUUCAAGAAGCGGUUCUGGCACAAGUGGUGCAACAUCUUUGACGUUGUCGCCUUAGUCAUGAGCUUAGUGUCGGUGGCCAUGUACUUCAACGAAGAAGGCGUGCUGGGCGAGCUGGAGGAAGUUGCAGCAGACUCGGUAUUGGCACUACGAAAUGCCGUGCAAUAUUUGCGAUUGGCGAUUUUCCUCAAGAAUCGGUCAGACCAGCCGACGACCAUUGGCCGAGACAUCGAUUUUGAACAGCUAGCUACGGGCCCGGAUGAUGAACGAGAACUGAUGCUAGAAGAUGGACAAGACCUGGUGCUGGACGAGGAACGCGAAAUGAUGCUGAACGCUGAAAGCGGCAUGGUCGUAGACAGUGAUGGAGGUGAAGAAACUCGAAUUGUAUAG